CAAGUUCGGAAUAUCAUCGUUCAGUUUCGCUCACUCUCUCUCUCUCUCCAAAUGUUCCUCACACUUGGGUUUUGGGGUUGCAGCGAGGGAGAGACGGCUGUUUUUCCGGUGAUCGGCUGCAGUGAGUAGCCGGAACGCCGGCGGCAGGGGCGGGCCUCUGUCCGAAACGGGCUCACCCACGGUUUGCGCUAUUUUUUAGUGGCAGCUGAAGAAAUAGAAGAGGACUUUUUCUCACUGAACGAGGGUUCCAGUGACCUCGACACAAGAGGAAAGGAUUCAGGCCUCUGAAGGAGGUUCCAGCCUCCUGGUCGAACAGAGAAAGGAUUCUGGCCGGAGAAAGGAUCCGGCCUCAGGAACCGGCGGCUGUUCAGUUAUAAGGAAAACAGGAAAAAGAAAAGGAAGAGAUGGAAAGAGCAGAAGGUGAAGGCGAGUGCACCACCAUACAAGAUCUCCGUACUAAGAGGAAGGCGCACAUUAUCAUAAGAGACUCCUUCAGACUCAUUCUCGCAGACUUUACGACCUUCCUCCCCACCAUCCUUCUCGCUUCUAUCCCUAUCUUCCUCCUCCUCUUCUUCUCCCUUUCCGUCGUCUCCCUCCGAAAGGAGAUUUCUUACAAAGAAUCUCUUUUGCCGUGGUUACCGGGCGGUGUCACUGCCCUCCAUGUAAAAGGCGAGAUCGCCGGCAAUGUCCGCCACCUCCUCAAAUACAAAGCCGUCUAUUGGCUGCCAACUUAUGUGUUCUCCGUCAUGUCUACCGUCACCACCAUUAAGCUGGCAGCCUCUUCUAACAUGUGCCAGAAACCGAAAUUCCGUCUGGCAAUGGCCGCUGUGAGAGAAACUUGGUGGAGGCUCGCCAUCACGUCACUUUAUGUCACGGUGUUCAGGGAGGCCUAUGAUCAAUUCGCACGUGUAGCCGGUGUAAUGGCUCUCGGCGGGCUCAUGCGGACGACGGUGGGGGUGGUGGUGGCAUGGGGUGGUUUGUUGAUUUUGAGGGUGUACAUUAUGGUGGUUUUGAGCAUGGGGAUGGUGGUUUCCGUCUUGGAGGGUAGGUGGGGGCUGGAGGCAGUAGGAAUCGGAUGGGAGCUGGUGGAAGAGAGGCGACUUUCCGGGUGGAUUUUAGGCGGUUUUCAGGCAGCUUUAAGUUAUGGUACCGGGUGGUGGUGGUGCCUGUCCGGCGAUAGAAUCGGUUGUGGCAGCACCAGCAGCAGCAGCACUGGUACUGAAUUGCUCUUAGUUGGGCUUUUGAGUGCGGUGAUGGUGGUUCUGAGCGAUGUUCUCAAUACCAUCUAUUACUUCGACUGCAAGAUGUGCCAGGGCAUGCCGUCGGGAGGUCACAGGGAAGAGAGAGAGUGAAGGACUUUGAGCUUCGCCUCCGAAGUUCUCGUCGUUUGUUGAGGACCUGCUUUAGCUGAAAAGACACGCAAUGCGUUCUGCGCACACUGAUCUGGCAAAGGGGAAAGAGGAACUCUCUCUUUUCGAGGUGCGCGCUAAGCUUGAUGACCACAUGGCUGUGUUUUACAGAGAGCGAAGCUACUCCAUUACCACUCCAGAUAGAUGGAUGAGGUGAGCCACUUAUUUUUUCAUUCGGGGGCGCACAGAACGCGGUGCGACGCGCAUAGAUUGCUGUUGAUUUCUAAUAACACCGUCCGUUAUGGUGGUAUAUUGUGUACGUUUUAGCAGAGUAUUCCUUGCAAAGAUGUAUGAAAAUCUGAGUAGAUUUUACUGUACAAUUCUCAUCCGUGUCAAAAAGACAUUUUUUUUUUUACUUAAAAAUAUAUUAUAUCUAACUAAAACUCAUUAUAUUUGAGUAUACACAGUACACACAGACUUAUAUGUA
Molecule: messenger RNA, 1836 nt
Organism: Nymphaea colorata (pocket water lily)
Lineage: Eukaryota; Viridiplantae; Streptophyta; Magnoliopsida; Nymphaeales; Nymphaeaceae
Exons: 2
Coding region: 405-1352 (315 amino acids)
Source: RefSeq, a predicted model, not a curated record